Messenger RNA from Acinonyx jubatus (cheetah), 5780 nucleotides. It is a transcript of the gene KLHL28, whose product is annotated as kelch like family member 28. Gene Ontology annotation, molecular function: protein binding. The record is from RefSeq and is a predicted model, not a curated record. Bases 1874 to 3844 code for a protein of 656 amino acids. Lineage: Eukaryota; Metazoa; Chordata; Mammalia; Carnivora; Felidae. The transcript is spliced from 5 exons.
CUAAGAAAGUAGGUUAAAGGAGAAAUCUAUAGAAAGUCUGAGUGUAGGGGAACAGCUUCAUCAUGACCUUCAUCGUUGCCUGUAUGUGUCCACAUAAGGAAAAGCUUGAAUCCUGGGACUGCAGCUUAUCUGAGUGCUGGAACACCUUGUGAUUCUCCUGAAACACUAAAAGUUGGCAGACCUAUGGAGCCGCUACAAGUCCAUCUCCCACUUGCCUUUUUAUAACCCUGAGAGUCUGUCAUGAGAGUGCUUCUUUUCAUCUCCCUGAUUACGAUGAGAUGUGGGGCUUUCAUGUGCCCCUACCCCAAAGAAUAGAGCUGCAGAACAUAAAACUGCCUAGCUGCAGUGUAGUUUGGGUUCUUCUAACUUGUGUUGCCAUCGUCCAGCCCCUUUUGUUUUGUUGUCCUUUUUGUUGUGUGGGACAAGAAUUCAGGAAGCCUAGUCUUUGGCUUACUCUUCUUUGUGUGCUACUAGCAAACUGUCCAAAUUUAAAAGUGCCUUGUAUCUUUUCCGGUCAGAUUAGCCAGGCUUUGGUUAUGUUAGUUCACUCAAUAGUAAGUAAGCUUCUUUUCUUUUUUGGUAAGCAUGAAAGGAAGUCACAUGGCUUAGCCAGCAAAAAACAAGCCUUUCUAAGUAUGAUAUUGAUAAUAAUAAAUUGCAUCUAACAGUUAUUGAGUUCUUACAUGUGCUGUUUUGUCUGUGUUUUACUGAGAUGAGAAAAUGAGACUUUAAGAUCACUUUCCCAAGGUCACACAACUAGUAAAUAGUAAAGACAAUAUUGUGACCCUAGGACCCUGAUUCCUGAGUCCCUUAUUAAAAUCAUACUGUCCUGCAUAUCUGGAUACUUGAGAUACACACAGACACACACGUGUGUGUGUGUUAAUGUGUUUUGUGUGUACAUAUAUGUGUGUGUCUUUUUACAAAUCAGUAUUGUAUCAUGCUUUCAUAUUAUGUUAGUGGUAAUUUAUUAGUCUUAAAUACACAAAAACUAGUUUACUGUAAGGAUCUAUUACUAUAUGGUUCCUAUUUAUAUAAAAGUGAAACAAAUGAAUAACUCAUUAAUUUGAUUUUUUUUUAAGUUAAUUUUUGAGAGACAGAGAAUGGGGGAGGGGCAGUGAGAGGGGGACAGAGGAUCUGCAGCAGGCCUCAUGCUGUGAGCACAGAGUCAGAUGUGGGGCUGGAACUCAUGAACUAUGAGAUCAUGACUUCAGCCGAAAGCAGGAGUUGGCCGCUUAACCGACUGAGCCACCCAGGCGCCUCCAUUUACUUGAUUUAAAAAUCAGCAAUUCUGCAAUACUUUAUGGGGCACAGGAUUUCAGUAGUACAGAGUGGAUUUCUUACCUAGUAGUGAGAAAUGGUGCAACCCAGAAAGCAGAAUACCUUUUAAGUAGUCAAGAAAUUCACUUCAAAUGCAGUAGCUUAUUGAUAAAUAAAAUUAUAUUUAUCAAGAACUUACUGGUAAACAAUAUUCUAAGCACAUUAUAUGUAUAAGCUUAUUUAAUCUUUGAAACAUCUCUGUAUAAUUAAUAAUAAUAAUAUAGUUAUUGAGUAACUUUUACCCCUAGGUUAUUUUACAUGAUAACCUUCAGAUUUCUUUCUCUUCAGACUCAACAUCCUCAGUUCCAUUACCCAUGAGACAUGAUUUGAAUUUCUUCUCUUUGUCAGGUGUUAUACUUUGUUUAGCUCCCUUUUAAAGGAUGGUAUCCAAAAUCUAUACUCUAGAUGUAGUGUGACAUUUGCAGAGCAAAGUGAGAAUGUCUCUGUUAGUUCUGCAUAUUAUAGUUCUAUUAUUGCAACUUAAAUGUACAUAAGCUUAGUGUACUAAAAUAAUAUUAAAAUUAAAACCCCUGAGCCCUUUAAACAUAUCCUACAAAUGUAUCUUUUCUCUCUUAAGCUAUACUUAUGUAGUUGUUUUGUAAUUCAUUAUAGAAUCUCAACAUUUACCCUCUUAAAUUUCUUGUUAGAUAUCAGGUGUUUUUGGAUCCUUGAUUUGUUAACCACUGAUUUUGCUGUCUUUGGAAGCUUCAUGUCACCUGCAGAGUUGAAGGGAAUGCCCAAGUAUCUUCUUCAUUUUGGCCUUACAGCAUGUUCUAGAAGCUUUCCUCCAGAUAAACCUCAUUCCAUGAAGAUGGACCACACAUCCCCGACCUACAUGCUUGCUAACUUAACCCACUUACAUUCUGAACAACUUCUGCAGGGCUUGAAUCUUCUUCGUCAACAUCACGAACUCUGUGACAUCGUUCUUCGAGUAGGUGAUGUUAAAAUCCAUGCUCACAAAGUGGUACUUGCCAGCAUCAGCCCAUAUUUCAAAGCUAUGUUCACUGGAAACCUUUCUGAAAAAGAGAACAGUGAGGUUGAGUUUCAGUGCAUUGAUGAAACUGCUCUCCAGGCCAUUGUGGAGUAUGCCUAUACCGGGACUGUUUUUAUUUCGCAGGACACAGUUGAAUCUCUCCUUCCAGCAGCAAACCUACUCCAGAUAAAGCUUGUCCUAAAAGAAUGUUGUGCAUUUCUUGAAAGCCAGCUUGAUCCUGGUAAUUGUAUUGGAAUUUCUCGUUUUGCAGAGACAUAUGGUUGUCAUGACCUUUAUUUGGCAGCUACUAAAUACAUAUGCCAGAAUUUUGAAGCCGUUUGCCAGACUGAAGAGUUUUUUGAACUUACACAUGCUGAUUUGGAUGAAAUUGUUUCCAAUGACUGUUUGAAUGUAGCUACUGAAGAGACUGUUUUUUACGCACUUGAGUCUUGGAUCAAGUAUGACGUACAAGAACGUCAGAAAUACUUAGCACAGCUACUUAACAGUGUGAGAUUACCAUUGCUGAGUGUUAAGUUUCUUACUAGACUAUAUGAAGCAAAUCAUCUUAUUCGUGAUGAUCGCACUUGUAAACAUCUUUUGAAUGAAGCCCUAAAGUACCACUUUAUGCCUGAACAUAGACUUUCUCAUCAGACAGUCCUGAUGACACGACCUCGCUGUGCUCCCAAAGUACUUUGUGCAGUAGGAGGAAAAUCUGGACUAUUUGCCUGUUUGGACAGUGUGGAGAUGUACUUUCCUCAGAAUGACUCUUGGAUUGGUUUGGCACCCCUAAACAUUCCUCGCUAUGAAUUUGGAAUAUGUGUUUUAGACCAAAAAGUGUAUGUUAUAGGUGGUAUUGAAACUAAUGUGCGUCCUGGCAUCACUAUCAGAAAACAUGAAAAUUCAGUAGAAUGCUGGAAUCCUGAUACAAAUACCUGGACUUCUCUCGAGAGAAUGAAUGAGAGCCGAAGUACCCUUGGAGUAGUAGUACUUGCAGGAGAACUUUAUGCAUUAGGUGGUUAUGAUGGACAAUCUUACUUACAAUCUGUAGAGAAGUAUAUUCCUAAAUUAAGAAAAUGGCAACAUGUGGCACCAAUGACUACAACAAGAAGUUGUUUUGCUGCAGCUGUGUUGGAUGGAAUGAUAUAUGCCAUUGGUGGGUAUGGUCCUGCCCACAUGAACAGUGUGGAGCGUUAUGAUCCAAGUAAGGACUCCUGGGAGAUGGUUGCAUCUAUGGCAGAUAAAAGGAUUCACUUUGGUGUGGGUGUCAUGCUAGGCUUUAUUUUUGUGGUGGGUGGACAUAAUGGUGUCUCACAUUUGUCAAGCAUUGAAAGAUAUGACCCUCAUCAAAAUCAAUGGACUGUGUGUAGACCAAUGAAAGAACCCAGAACAGGAGUUGGUGCUGCAGUAAUUGAUAACUACCUUUAUGUAGUCGGCGGUCACUCAGGGUCUUCCUAUCUGAAUACUGUGCAGAAAUAUGACCCUAUUUCAGAUACGUGGCUGGAUUCAGCUGGCAUGAUAUACUGUCGCUGCAACUUUGGAUUAACUGCACUUUGACAAGUGUGGAUUUGUGGAAAUAGUGUGGUAAUGAACCUUGUGCCGCAUGAAAGGAUGCCCAAUUUUCUGAAAUCCAAAAGCUACAUUACUUUCUUAUUAACUUGAAAUGGCAUGAAGACUCAAAGUUCUCUUGGGUACUCUGAACUGAUAAAGUAGCUUUGGUUGCUCUUGAUUACAUAGUGAAUCAAUAAUUUAAAAAAAAAAAAAAGAACUUGCCAAUUUAAUUGUGCACUUUUUCCCUCCUAAUACUGGGAUAGAGUCGUUUUAUGUUCAUAAGUGUACAUGUGGAGAAAAUCUUGCUGCUUAAAAAAAAAAAAUUUAGCUCUCCCUCUUACUUAAUAUAUGCACCAUGAUUUCCUAGGAUGAGAGAUGCUUCAGUGUUGGAGUGUAUUGAAUGACUAGACAGAGCGCUGAUACUGUCUGUUGGAUAUUAAUUCAUAUGCUUCACAUUUUAAAUAAAGGGCUGCUUUUUUGAGGGGGGUACUGUUAAGGGUUGUAAAUUAUAUACCAUAGUGAGUCAUCUGGAUACUCUUCCUACUAAAUGGCUUUAGGAAUGGGGAUAUAAGAAGUUUGUAGAACAAAUGCUUUUACUAUCAUGAUAUUUGGGGGCUCAUUUUAAGAAGGCAGAUAUUUGCUCUUUAUGCCUUCUUUCUAUGGGCAGGUUAAGGCUGGAUGAAUUUAGCUACCCACCUGUGCUAUACUAAGUAUGGAUAGAAAAAAUUAAGCAUAUCAGUUUCAGUUUUUUUGUUAUUUCCGUAGUACAGCAGGCUUCCCAGUGUUGAUGUAAAUAUUUGACAAAUGUUCAGUACAUUCUAAGUACAUACUGAUUUUUUUUCAUAUAUCCUUAUAAUCAUUUUAGUUUUUUAAGACCUUUGGUUGCUUUUUCAAAGUGUUCAGAUAUAAAAAUGGUGCUAACUGUAGGAUAUAUAACAAGGCUAUAAUGUUCUUUUGAAUGUUCAGUAUGAGAUAUGCAUGAUAGUAUUUUUUGAUAGUAUUUUUUCUUUUUUUUUUUUUUUUUUUUUUUUUUUUACUGGCUUGGUUCAUUUGUGCUUAUUAAAAGUGUUAGCAGUUAUGCUAAUGUUAACAUCCAAGAGUCAUCUAAAUGGCCUGUUAUACUUUUCAUGGUUCCUGAAUAGUGAUUUAAAGAAAGAUGCAUUUUUUAAUCUUCUUUCUCCUUGUGCUAGAUAUUAUAUGUCCUUCUUAAAAACAAAUAUAUGCAUUAAAUAUGAAGCACUAGGCAGUUAUGCAUUACUUUGUACACUUCUUAGGUAAUUGAAUAUUUUACAAAGUUACUGAGGAAAACUGGAACUCGAUGUUUACUUGAGUAAUGGUUCUAAAUUUGGUUCUACUUUGACUAAAGAAACAAGCAAGACUGUUUGCUAUAGCCAGUGAUAGUUUAUUUAAAAUUAGUGGUUAGCUCAUUUUUAGCAUGUUUUAGUAAACACCUGUCAGUCUUGAACCUAUUACUUUGCAUUUUAUUAGGAUGUUGGUACUUGUAUUUUUGGUACUGUAGUUGUGUUGUUUUCUUUUCCUUCAUUUUUUUUUUUUUAACCUGCCUGCUAUCUCUUUAUAGUCUCUGCAAAACCAGUGUACAUUUGUUUUCUAAGAAAAAAUUCAUACUGCAUUCUUAAGUGCCAUAAUAUUCCAAACUAUUGUUAAGAAGCCAUUUGUAAUUAUAAAACAUAGGUUCAUUCAUUAGCAAAUAUGUUAUUUUUUGGAAACUAUUGCCUGGCAAUUUGCAGUUUUUCUUGUUCUUCCAUAAACUGCCAGUGUAGAUUUAAAUACAUAGUGCAAAACUACAUAAAAUCACCUUUAAUCAUGUAAGUAGUAUGCUUUAUGAAUAUUUGCACAGAUUAUAAAACCUUGCAAGUGAUUUUUUAGUCUCUUACAAUUAAGAACUCAACAGAAGUUACUAAUAAAAUUGACAGGCUGAGUA